CAAGAAUGGUCAGCGUUAUCGGUGAAAUAAUAUUACGUAGUAUCCGUUUUUAGUAAUGCAUUGACAACUAAAUUUUAGUUGUGAAAAGUUAUUAGGAAUUUUGUUUCAGUGUCAAUUUUCAUUUUUUUGGUAGUUUGUAAAGGCGAAAUGGCUUCAUCUUUUGGUUUAUUGCUGAGACGAGGUCUUUCCACAAGCGCUUUACGUUGUGAUAUGGUCAGAACUCCAAUCCCCACAUUUGGUCUGACCGGUUGUUACGCCCAAGCUCUUUACUCUGCCUCGGUAAAAAGCAAAACCAAGGAAAAUGUGGCAAAGGAUCUUGUGACCAUUGGUGGAAUGUUCCAGAGUCAAAAAGUUGCUGAUUUCAUGAAUGACCCAUUCAUUAAAAGUGACAUCAAACUUGGUCUCCUAAAAGAAGUAGCAACAAAAGCUGGCAUGUCAAACACAAGUGUCAAUUUCUUUGGUGUUCUAGCUGAAAACAACCGCUUGGAUUUAAUCAGCGACGUGACCGAUAUUUUCGCACGACUCAUGUCAGCUGAAAAGGGGGAAAUCCCUGCCACCGUUACCACAGCUCAAGCCUUGGACGCAAAACAGAAGAAAGAAGUUGAAACUGCUCUUGCUAAGUUUGUGAACAAGAAUGAAAAGAUUAUUCUGACAGAGAAGGUUGACCCAUCCCUGCUUGGAGGAAUGGUAGUUAACAUUGGAGACAAGUUCACUGAUAUGAAAUAUAUUGACAUGUCAACAUCAAGCAAGAUUAAGACAUAUCUAGAACUUAUCAAGCAACCUGUUUAAGUUAAAUUGAUCCUAUUGGUUAUUACAAUGUAUUUAUGCGAAAAUUCAAAUUAAUAAAACAGUUCAGGCGUUCAUUGA
Ciona intestinalis (vase tunicate) is the source of this 867-nucleotide messenger RNA. The record is from RefSeq and is a predicted model, not a curated record. NCBI's taxonomy places the organism in Eukaryota, Metazoa, Chordata, Ascidiacea, Phlebobranchia, Cionidae.